AUCCUCUUUCUUUUCGAAUUUCUCGUGAAAACGCCAACAUGGGUUUCGCUACUCUCUGGUACUCGCAUCCCCGCAAAUACGGCCAAGGCUCCCGAUGCUGCCGUGCCUGCUCUAACCGCCACGGUCUGAUCCGCAAGUACGGCCUGAACAUCUGCCGUCAGUGCUUCAGGGAGUACGCCAACGACAUUGGCUUCAAGAAGCUGGACUAAACGUCCUCUUCGCCUUUAGACGCGCCUAGAGCGUGUCGAAAAACAAACUCGGCAUAUUAAUACACACAGUCGUCUCAGAUGAUGGGGACUUCGUAUAUUAAUAUGCCGGCAACAGCAGCAGCAGCAACAGCAACCAUAUAAUCAUUUGGAGAUUUAAGCGACGACAAAGCUAAAACGUGUGCACCACAACAUCUGGCAUCGAUUCCAAAGUAAUCUCUUAAGCAAGAAACCAGAAGGGCCCGCAAGACAACGCCAGAGCACGCAGGAUUCUAACAGUUGCCGCCUUCCACGAAGGAUCUUUGUUAAAAUACCAGUUUGUUUAAAUCUCCAUCUAAUUAAAUCCAUAACAAGAAACCAUGUA
Drosophila serrata is the source of this 570-nucleotide messenger RNA. RefSeq names its product ribosomal protein S29 (gene RpS29). Lineage: Eukaryota; Metazoa; Arthropoda; Insecta; Diptera; Drosophilidae. The record is from RefSeq and is a predicted model, not a curated record. Gene Ontology annotation, cellular component: cytosolic small ribosomal subunit; ribosome. Gene Ontology annotation, biological process: cytoplasmic translation. Gene Ontology annotation, molecular function: zinc ion binding; structural constituent of ribosome.